GUUGACAAUGUCCGCACUGUCCGCAAACGGACCCCUCCCUAAUCCACCCUUCUCCCUCUACCUCUUCCCCUUGAGCUUCUUGGUCUGGUAGAAGUAGAGUGAAGCCUUCGACCCAGCAUAGUCCCAACAUGGCCUUUUGCAGCAGCUCCAGCACUCAGUCUAGAUUUCUCCUCCUAGCUGCCCUUGCUGUUUGUGUGGCUUUUGUAUGGACAGAAACCAUUGCUGAGGUUUCUCCCACGCUACAGAGUGAUAACCAGGAUACACUGUCUGGAGGGGGUGCUCCCAGUGAUGUCACCACUAAAGACCCAUUUCAGGUCCAGACACAGAGCUCCUUCACUGAAUAUGAGGACAGUACAGACACACCGACUGUGGAGGAGGAAGGUGUCCUAGGACCGGGUGCCAUCACAGCCAUCGUCAUCGCAGUGUUCCUCGGCGCCUCCGUUCUCCUUGCCCUCAUCGUCAUCACACUCAGAAAAUUCAUUGCCUCUUAAGAGUGGGACAACUUCCUGUUUUAGCCCCUCUGUCUCUCAUUUCUCUCUUAUUAUUGUCUCUGUUUUCCCCUCUCCAACUUUCCUUUGUCCUCUUUUUCUAGUAGACUGUUGAAGACAUAUCUGCAUCCUGGGCCUCUUAGGCAGCAGGUCCCUCAUGAUUACGGUUGUAGUUGGAUUGUGGGUAGGGAACGCUGGUGCUAGUUCUGUGCCAAACAGGUCAAGUAGACUUAGCCCAGUAAUCUGUUUGGUGUAAGUGGGCUUACUUAGUUUGUGAUGAUGUCAGCAGACUCCUCGCUGUAAUGAGAGGUGGGUAGAUAGACAUAAGGCUUCUGGCAGGUUUUUCCAGUGUGAAUUCAUAAGAUUAUAGAUGUUUAUAGGUUUACCAAUGUUUUCUAAUUAUCUUACAAAGUAUAACUAAUAUUUUCUCAUGGGUUUUUUUUUCCUGAAUGUUUUUUGUUUGUUUUUAACCAUGAGUCUUUUAUUUUGUAUUAUUGGCAUGUAUUGUUACCUGCUCUGUAGUGUUGAGAGGAAAGAGAAAUGACCUUUUUAUGCUGUAUGCUAUGACUUACUGUGCCCAUUCUUUCUAUAAAUGUCAUUGCUUGUUCAUCUUUUUCCAGUGCUUAGGUUUGUAUAUAGUGGUCUGAAUCUUCUGACUCCGACAUAAAUUUGACACAGUGCCAUCAACACCUACAGGGUGAUUUUUGGAAAAUAAGGCCUGGAGAUGAUUUCCAACAUUUGUAUGACAUACUUGCAUAAUGCAUGCUGGGGAUUACAGUGAGGGAGCAAUGAAGAAUGAUAAAACAGAAACGAUAUAAAAUAGUGAAUUGUGUCAAACUGAUAAGGCUCAAAAUAACACAGCGCUGACCUACUGCUGGCCAAGCAAUGUCCACGUUUUUAUACCCAAACGUUUAAGUCAACACGACUUUCACUAGAACAGGUCAGAUAUACAGACAACUGUGAUCUUGAAGACCUUUAUUUUUUGUGCUCUGCUCCUUUCUCACUAAUAAGACUUGGUCCUGCGGUUUUCAGAAGUCAGUAAGGUCUGCUUCACAACAAAGUGAAUUAAAAACAACAUUUUCAAUUUAUUUAUCUGCUCACAUGUCUAGAUUUUCUUUGUGGAUUUAGUACGUGUGUGAAGAAUCAGUGCUGUUGAAGUAUUUUUGGCUGAUUGACAGUUGUACAGAAGAGGCAUAUUAAAGAACAGCUGGACAGUUCA
Molecule: messenger RNA, 1707 nt
Organism: Pygocentrus nattereri (red-bellied piranha)
Lineage: Eukaryota; Metazoa; Chordata; Actinopteri; Characiformes; Serrasalmidae
Gene: snorc
Product: secondary ossification center associated regulator of chondrocyte maturation
Exons: 3
Coding region: 129-491 (120 amino acids)
Biological process (GO): cartilage development
Source: RefSeq, a predicted model, not a curated record